Molecule: messenger RNA, 3659 nt
Organism: Carassius gibelio (silver crucian carp)
Lineage: Eukaryota; Metazoa; Chordata; Actinopteri; Cypriniformes; Cyprinidae
Product: NXPE family member 3
Exons: 8
Coding region: 471-2255 (594 amino acids)
Source: RefSeq, a predicted model, not a curated record
CAAUAUAAUAGGCUAAUCAAUAUAAGCUCGCAAAUCUAUUUUCUUCCUUGAUUGUUUUUUAAGGACGCUGUUUUCAUCUCAGAUUUACUAGCAAUAGUGUAUAUUUAUAUUUUUUAUAAUUAUUUUAUUGAUAAAUAGUCUAUGAAACAAAUGCUUCAAAACAGAACUAAAUGUAAAGUAUUCGCUUCUGAUUAACGUUUUCUGUUCUCACCACUUCGAUAAAUCUUAUCCAAUAAAUGUCAUUCAUUCAUUGGAAGCGGAAAUAAGACAAUAAGAUCAGUUUCGUGGAAAAGUGUGAAAACUGUUAUUUCGUGAGCCACAGUGCUUCUUGUCGAAUACAGCAGGUGGGUGGGACUGCCAGCUGCAUAAAAAAAAAAAAAAAGAAACCCCUAAAAAAACAACACCGGAGCGACCACCCAUCUUGUACAGAAACCUGCCGCAACGCAUACUCAGAUACAAAAAAGCACCAAAUGGGAAAAAUUAAAUGCUUCCAAAAAUAUGUCUUAAAAAAAUCGGACACUGAAACUCAGGAACAACACUUUCACAGGGAAAAAUCGUGGUUAUGGAAGUUUUUUUCUGGGCUUUGUCUACUGGUAUUCAUGUUUUUUCUGGUUAUAUGGUCUUAUAUGGGAAAUGGAAGAAAAAAACACCCUUCACCCAGCUUUUUGUCUCAGCACUGUGCAGGACUUCAGAACUCUUCAAACUCUGGCUCUCCUGCAGGAAUCAAUUCAGAAGUCUCAGAAAUGUCUCAGUCACCAAUAAACUCUUUUUACUCUGAAUUUGGAAUCCAUUUAGAUGACUACUCCAGGUUACAGCAGGCUGUUUACUGGGACGGGCCUGACAGAUCAAUCACAAAUGUGUCCAUGAGUACUAGUCCAGCUCACACCACAUUCAUCAUAGAGAACCUGAAAGAGAACUACCAAACUGGUGAGGAACUUUUUGUUACGGUGCACGCAAAGGACUUUUAUAAUAAAUCUAAGCGUUAUGGAGGCGACUUUUUUCAAGCCAAGCUGUUCUGGUCUGAAACUAAGGCAAGUGUGUUUGGGGAGGUGGUGGACCUGUACAAUGGCUCCUACUCUGCGCGUUUCCUCCUGCCAUGGGCCGGUGAAGCCCAGGUGGCUGUGCGUCUAAUUCACUCCAGUGAAGCUGUGCAGGUCCUGAAGCAUCACAGAGAUACUGACUCUGACAGGGUGUACUUUAAUGGAUAUUACGAGGGACCAGGACCAAAUAAGACCAGGCUGAGGGAAACAGUGACGUGUAAUGUUAAGUGGGACAAGAAUGGACUUAUGGGAAAUGAAAAUUGUUGCUGUGAUUACAAAGAUCCCCGUACCAAAGAAAUAUGGCGCUGCCAGAGACCCAAAUCCCUGCCAUGCAGUGCUCUUGUGUACCACUCUAUGGGAGGUUAUAGAAAUCGUCUGACUGGUAAAGAGAAGGAGCUUAUGAAGCAAACUAACAAAGAUAUCAAUGGAGAUAAGAGCAUCAUCAAAAUUUUUAAUUCCCAUGGAAAUGAAACUGCUGAUGUAGCAGAGAAAUGUCAUCCUGGUUUACACACUCCAGUUCCAGCUGGCUUCUACCUGAAUGAUGUGUGGACAUCUUUUGUCUGUAGCACCCGCCAUUUUACAACCCAAGCGACAACAGAGUGCCUGAAAGACAAACACAUUUACAUGAUGGGAGACUCUACUAUGAGACAGUGGUUUGAGUUCUUUGUGAAAGAAGUACCAAACCUGAAGCAGAUGAACCUGCAUGUCCAAUAUCAGUCAGGGCCGCUCCUAGCAGUGGAUGUGGAAGACAAAAUUGACUUACACUGGAGGGCUCAUGGCGUUCCUCUUCGCACUGAGAAAACAAAAAUUGCUAAUCUGCACUACAUCAGUAAUGAGAUCGAUGAUCUGGCUGGAGGACCCCACACAGUCAUUAUGUUCAAUCUGGGGCCCCAUUUCACCACGUACCCUCUGGAUUACUACACCUAUAGAGUGUUGACGAUCCGCAAAGCUGUUCUAGCAUUGUUACAUCGGUCACCUGACACUACUGUUAUAAUCAAGACUAUCAACACUGGCUAUAAGGAUAUUUUCGGGAGUGACUGGUAUUCUCUACAACUGGACAGAGUUCUCCGUUGGGCUUUUCAGGAUGUUGGUGUUUAUAUUCUGGAUGUGUGGCAAAUGACGGCCUGUCACUACAGCAAAGAGAACAUUCAUCCAGGCCCUGUCAUCAUCAAAAAUGAGAUAGACAUUUUACUUUCUUUUAUUUGCCCCGGAUAAAUUUUUAUUAUUACAUGUGAAAAUUCAGGUCACGUGCAGAAAAACUACCCUAAAAUACUUUGUUUUAUUUUAUUUUUUGAAAUUAUUUGUCACUCCUGAUGUUUGUCUAAUAUAGGCAUACUUUACACGUUCACAAACCUAAUCAAAUAUAUUUAAGUAGUUAUACUGGAUUAGGUAACAUUUAAAAAUACAGAUCAAAUAAAAGAAAAAUGAAAAGUGAAAUAAUGAGAUUUAAAGUCAAAAUAAUGACAUACUAAGUCAAAAUAGCUUUUCCCUGGUGUUGGUUCACCCUUGCCUUUGACUUAGUAUGUCAUAAUUUCAACCUUUUAUGUUAUAAUUUUGAAUUUUAAAGCUAUAACCAGAACUAAGUAUUGUCAUAACUUGAUAACUAUGACAUUUAAAGUCAUAAUUAAUUUACCAACACAUGAUUUACUUUUCUUACAUGGAAGAAACGGGCUGUCAUAUGUUUCUCAGCCAGGCCACUCUAAAACAUAAAGUGGGCAAUAAGAUGCCUAAUGAAUGAGAACAUAAUAUAUAUAUAUAUAUAUAUAUAUAUAUAUAUAUAUAUAUAUAUAUAUAUAUAUAAAUAUAUAUAUAUAUAUAUAAUGUAUUUUCUUUUAUUAUUACAUAUAUAAAAAUAUUCUUAAAAUAAUUUAGCUUUCCAAAAACUAUUUUAUUUCCAUAAUCAUAUACAUCAUGUUUGAGUAGUGUUAUAUACUUGCAUGUGAACUUCUAAGGAAGAACUGAAGGGGUUGUGCUAAUCUCUAUAGCAAAAUGUCACACUUGACCACCUUCUACAUUUUAUCUAGCAGAUGGAUUAAUGCAAAUUCUAUCACUUGUGAGUUGCCAAAUGCAGAUGCGAAACCUUUCUUAUGAAACACCAGCUCACACCCCAGCUGUAAAAAAAAAUGUUUUUGGUUACUGAGAAUUAGCACAACACCCAUGCACAGUUUCAGUUCUAUAAAAUAUAUACUGUAUUUAUAAAUAUAGCUGGAAUCAUCCAUUAAAUUGACAUUUUUGUGAUUACCACUUGGUAGCUGAACCAAACCAGGCUGUUAUGAACACAGGAUGGACUCGAUAGCUGAGUAGAACUGUUUGAGAAGCUCCUAUGGCAGGUUGAAUUUCCUCAGCUGGCAAAGGAAGUACAACCUCUGCUGGGUCUUUUUAGCAAUGCUAUGGCUGGAUUACAGACCAAAAGGUUCCUGAAAUAAUCUGAUAUUUACAGCUCCAUCUUUCUUUUCUCUGUGCUUACAGGUUUGUCAAGAUUCUCUCACUAGGUGCGUUUACAUGGACACUUUUUGCUUCCAUCGGAAUGAAUUCAUUCUCCUUGACGAAUCCGAAUGUAGUGUUUACAUGAACGGUAAAUAAAGUGAUCGGGUUGAUGUGCGCAUUUACAUGUCACAA